AUGGAGUAUAUUCAGAAAGUACUGUUCAGGGAGAGUCUCAAACGACCAUUCGUUAUUUCGAAGAAAAAUUUGCAUCUAAGGAUACAUUUAUCUGAACACUAUCAACAACCGCUUUUGCGGUGCCAACGUUGUGUUAAUAGUAACAGCGUUCCACAUGAACCAGAAGAGCAGACUACUAUUGCGAAGAUGGCAGUAAAGACGUAUCAAAGAUUGACUCCUCUGAAACAUAUACUUUAUCGACCAGAUAGUUAUAUUGGUCCUGCUUUUUUAUCUGACGAGCAAUCGAUUUAUGUUUACGAUGCUAUGAUGAAGCGAAUAUUAAGAAAAGAAGCACGAAUUGUGCCUGGCUUAUUGAAAAUUUUUGAUGAAAUUCUGGUUAAUGCGGCUGAUAACAAGAGGCGAGAUCCACAAAUGACAAUUAUAGCCGUUAGUAUUGAUAGAGAAAAGAACACAAUAUCGAUUUGGAACAAUGGCCGUGGGAUACCGGUGGAGAUUCAUCCGACGGAGGGGGUCUAUGUUCCUACGAUGAUUUUCGGCACCCUGUUUACUUCAUCUAAUUAUGAUGAUUCCGAAUUGAAAAUAGUUGGUGGUAGGAAUGGAUUCGGCGCUAAAUUAUGCAACAUAUUUAGUACGGAAUUUUGUGUAGAAACUUGUACGAAGCAGUCUGGAUUGCGCUUUUUUCAAUGCUGGCGGAAAAAUAUGAACGACGUGGAUGAUCCAAUCAUCAGUAAUGUUGACACAAACGCAUCUGACUAUACUUGUGUUACAUUCAAGCCGGAUCUGAGUAAAUUCAAGUUAUCAACUUUAGACGAAGAUACGAUAGAAGUAAUGAUAAGGAGGACAGUGGAUAUCGCUGGCACUCUGGAUGGUGUUCAUGUAUUUUUGAACGGAACUAAGAUCGAGGUUUCAGGAUUCGAAGACUAUGUAAAAUUAUUUUCAACAAAUACUAGUGAGAAUUUUGAAAAUUUCACCGUUCCGUCUUAUUGUAAUGUUAAUAAUCGAUGGCAGAUUGCUGUAGCGCGAAGUAAUGAUGGAUAUAAUCACACUAGUUUUGUUAACAAUAUCAAUACUUUGAAGGGUGGACGACACGUGGAUUAUAUUAUGAACCAGUUAGUAUCACGAUUAAAACAGGAAAUACGUCAGCGCUGCGAUUGUGAAAAACUCAUAAGUACACAUCAGGUUAAAAAUCGACUUCAUAUAUUUGUGAAUUCACUGAUAGAGAAUCCUGCCUUUGAAUCGCAAUCAAAAGAAUACCUUACAACAUCAGUGAAGGAUUUCGGUUCAACGUGUAUUAUACCAGAAUCAUUUUACGAAAAUUUCUUUAAAGAUAGUGAUAUCAUUCAUUAUUUGCUCUGCGACAUCAGUGAACAGCAUACGGCUUCACUGAACCGCUCCAUCAAGCGACCUCUGUGGGACUUAUCAAAACUGGAAGAUGCGGUUGAUGCAGGCACUAAGAACGGUUAUAACUGCACAUUAAUCGUAACGGAAGGUGAUUCAGCGAAAGCACUUGCAGUAGCGGGUCUUGCUGUAAUUGGACGGAAACAAUAUGGUGUUUUCCCAGUUCGAGGGAAGCUAACAAAUGUUCGAGGGAUGGAUGCUAAAAUGGCUGUCAAAAAUAGUGAAAUCUCGGCUCUUAUACGAAUACUGGGAUUAAAAUUUGGUGAAAAUUAUGGCAACGCCGAGGACUUAAAAUCUUUGCGCUAUGGGCGAUUGCUUAUAAUGACAGAUCAGGACCCCGAUGGAUCUCAUAUCAAGGGAUUGAUUAUAAAUCUGUUACAUAUGUAUUGGCCAUCUCUACUUAAAGCUAAUUACAUCAAUUAUUUCAUUACUCCAUUAUUGAAGGCAAAGCGUGGGUCCGAAGUAAAGUCAUUUUAUAGUACAGCUGAUUAUGAAAGAUGGCAAGCAGAAAAUCCUGAUUCCGCAAAGUAUUCGAUAAAAUAUUACAAAGGACUGGGAACAUCAUCAGCUAAGGAAGCACGAGAAUACUUUACGGAUAUUGAACGACAUACAGUAAAUUUUAUUUACGAUGGUAAGGCGGCAGAUGAAAGCAUUGACCUUGCAUUUGCGAAAAAUAAAGCUGAUGAUCGAAAAAUAUGGAUUGCUGAAAGUAGUAAGCUGCUGUUAUCAUCCACAAACUGCAAUCAGAAAACUUUUUCUGAAUUCGUCAACAAAGAAUUACUGGAAUAUUCGCAAUUAGAUCUUCGGCGUUCUCUACCAAAUAUUGUGGAUGGCUAUAAACCAAGUCAACGAAAAGUCUUGUUUACAAUGUUUGGACGUUAUGAACGUGAUGAAGUACGAGUAAGUCAGCUAGCGGGUGCUGUUUCACAAUAUUGUGGAUACCAUCAUGGGGAGGAAUCUUUGGUAAAUACGAUCAUUCGUUUAGCUCAAGACUUCGUUGGUUCCAAUAAUUUAAAUCUUCUUUUACCUCUUGGUCAGUUUGGUACACGUCUGGCAGGUGGUGAAGAUGCGGCAAGUGCACGAUACAUCUAUACUUCGCUGAGUCCGCUUGCGCGAAUCAUAUUUCCGCGUGCAGAUGACAAAGUUCUGAAAUAUUUGAUGGAAGAAAACACAUUCAUUGAACCAGAAUGGUACUGUCCCAUAAUUCCGAUGAUUUUAAUAAAUGGUGCAGAAGGGAUUGGUACUGGAUGGGCCACGAAAAUUUUACCGCGCUGUCCUAGGCAAAUCAUCAGUAACGCUCAAAGACUUAUUGAUGGACGACCGCUGCAGGACAUGUUGCCACAUUUCCGAAAAUUUCAAGGAACGAUAAAUGAAAUUACACCUCGUCAAUACAGUAUUUCUGGGAAAAUUUCAUACCAUCGUUUGAGAAGCGGCCUUAGGGCAAUAAUAACGGAGCUUCCCACUGGGAUUUGGAAUAAUAAAUAUAAGGAGAAAGUGCUCGAUUCUAUCAUGAAAAGCGGAUUAAUAAGUAGUUAUGAAGAAUUGCACAGUGAAAGCAAUGUACAUUUCAUUCUUCAUGUGAUUGAUAAACCGUUGAUAAGUGACAAAAAGCAAAUUAAGACACUCAAUCGGCUGUUAAAAUUACGAUCAGUAGCAAGUGAAAACUCAAUGAUUUUGUUCGAUGAAAAAAACGUACUGCGAAAAUACAAUUCCACGGUAGACAUAUUUCAAGAAUUUUUCGAAGUUCGUCGGCAGAAAUAUGUAGAAAGGAGGGAAUAUGAAUUGAAAGCUAUGGAUAAAAAACUUAAAUUUAUUGGAAAUCAGGUUCGUUUCGUAAAUGCUGUUAUCAAUGGUGAAAUCAUUAUUGAAAAGAAGAACCGUGUAGAAAUUGUAACUCAGAUAAUUGAGAAAGGGUUUGAUUCGAAUCCGAUGAAAAUGAAAAAUACUGUGGAUGAAAAUCGCAAUUCACCAGAUUUUGCAUAUUUGCUCGACAUGCCACUUUGUCGUUUGAGCAAUGAAGAAAUUCUGAUUUUACAAGAAAAACGGAGUGAGCUAUGGGAGCGGUUCAAAGCUUUGAAGUCAACAACAUGGAAAAGUUUAUGGAGUAUGGAUCUGAAUCUGUUGUCUAUGGCACUGGAUAAAGAAGAAAGGCGAAUGUAA
Molecule: messenger RNA, 3558 nt
Organism: Loa loa (African eye worm)
Lineage: Eukaryota; Metazoa; Nematoda; Chromadorea; Rhabditida; Onchocercidae
Product: DNA topoisomerase 2
Exons: 26
Coding region: 1-3558 (1185 amino acids)
Biological process (GO): sister chromatid segregation; resolution of meiotic recombination intermediates; DNA topological change
Cellular component (GO): nucleus
Molecular function (GO): DNA binding; ATP binding; DNA topoisomerase type II (double strand cut, ATP-hydrolyzing) activity
Source: RefSeq, a predicted model, not a curated record